Molecule: messenger RNA, 4823 nt
Organism: Pygocentrus nattereri (red-bellied piranha)
Lineage: Eukaryota; Metazoa; Chordata; Actinopteri; Characiformes; Serrasalmidae
Gene: dele1
Product: DAP3 binding cell death enhancer 1
Exons: 11
Coding region: 171-1691 (506 amino acids)
Molecular function (GO): protein binding
Source: RefSeq, a predicted model, not a curated record
AUCCGGAAAUAACUCGUGACUUUUGUUUCGCUGUAGCCGCUUCAGCGCUGCUUGGUGUUUUUAGCCAUGGGGUCUUGAGGAUAAACGGCGCUUUGCCGGACAUCAAACACCAACGUUUCCCUGAACACCAUCCGAACACCGAGCACACGCACUGACCACCGAAACACGAGAUGUGGCGAGUACAAGGACUGCUGGGCAGAGUGUUGAGCCGCUGUCAUGGGAAUGGACCGCUGCGUCUCUCGAACGGUCACCAUGUAGAGGAUGAGGUCAUUAGUUCCUCAACGGUCCUGUCCACCAGCCGCCUCACCUCAGACAGCAGCUCUCAGAGAGGCAAGGAUGGAGAGCAGAAUAAGAAGAAGAAAAGAACAUCACAGUUUUGUUAUGCUGGUCUGGCACGAUAUUCAGCGCUGGAUGCAGUGGGCUGGGGUGCUGCGGCAGUUCUGUUCAUGCAGAUCUGCAGAAGGAUCCACUCUCAGUUCUCCUCUGUGGGCGAGCCGAGCGCAGGACCACCACGCCUCAGAGAGCCUGGCCUCAUCCAUAAAUGCACCUACAGGAUUCUGCUAGACAUACUGUCCAGGCGUGAUGUGUUGCCCAGAGGUGUGAGUGUGAUGUGUCUGAAGGGGGCACUGACGAGCCCAGAUCAGAGUGACAGCAGUGGGGGGAGCAGCAGCGAUAAUGCUGAGCCUGUCCCUGAUCUGCACACCGCACAGGCCUCCUCCCAGCAGAGGGAGACACUCAGCCACAACAGCCAAGAAGAAACCUCCCCCGUUGUGCCGGGAGCAGUGGGUGCUAGCCAUGAGCAGCCACAAGAAAACCACAAAUCACACUCUCUGGACGAGGCUGUGCAGAAUCUGAGAGACGUGGCGGACAACAGCGUACCCAUAAUCCUCAACAUCAUCGGUCUAGAGAGCGCUAAAGCAGGUGAUUAUGAUGCAGCAUUUCAGUGUUUUCUGGCUUCGGCCCAGCAGGACUACGGCAAAGCUCAGUUUAACGUGGGAGUGUGUUACGAGAAGGGUCGUGGAGUCACUAAAGACCUCAAUAAGGCGUUGAAGUAUUACAGACAUGCAGCACUGGCAGGUCACAGACAGGCUCAGUACCGGUGUGCUAAACUCCUCUUGAACAGCAGGGGGCAGCAGAGUGCUACAGACCCAGACACUGCUACUGCUCUCUCUCUGCUGCACAAAGCAGCAGCCGCUGGACUCAUUGAGGCUCAGCUGUACUUGGGAGUGUUAUUCUCUCAGAAUGCAGACGCUGAUGGAGUAAAGUCUGUACAAUACUUCAGAAUGGCAGCAGAUAGUGGAGACAGUACUGGACUGCUGUUUCUGGGUCAGUGCUAUGAAAAAGGGUUUGGGGUUUCACGGUGUUACAGAACUGCAGUGAGUCUGUAUCAGCAGGCAGCAGCAAAAGGAAGCCAGGAGGCCAAGAAAAUGCUCAGAGACUUGCACAACAGGGAGGCCCUGCGCUCUAUCCGUUCUGCUCCUUGUCUCUCCCUUCUGGAUCAGCUGCAUCUGAGUGCCAUGUUUUCCCCAGUGUCGCAAGAGGCGGAGCCUGCCCCAAAGCAUCCUGACUGGCCCACUCAGCCUCUUCCUCAUUCAUGGAGCACCGGAAAUCUGAUAUCCCCACCUGCAUUCUCUGCUCAGACACUGAACACUAAUAGCAAAAGUGGAGGCUGGAUUAUAGGGGUGGGAUAAUACAUACAUACAUACAUACAUACAUACAUACAUACAUAUACAAACUCCAGAAUCACACAAACAUACAGAAGCAGAGCCCAUAUCAUGUUUUUUUUUGUUUUUUAAAUCACCUUGAGAUUCACUUGUCAUGCAGGUGUAAUGCAACAAAAAUGGUCAUAAUUACAUUUGCAUAACCAUUUUCUAAACUCUAUUUCUUCAGAUUCAACAGGCCGUUUUUUUACUGUGUCUUUAAGACUGAUAGAAGAUAAACAAGCUCUGUUCUGUAUUGCGCCUCAUUCAGAAAGCAGUCCGAGCUGAAACUCUCCUUCUAGCUUCAGUGUGAAUGGGCAAGGCUAAACUGCUGUAACCUGAAUAGGAAGAUGUAUAUGUGUAAAUGAGUUGGUUAUUGCAUCAUCACAGAAACAGUUCAUUCAAAAUGAUACAGUUAUAGCAUAGUUUCCAUGUAUGUUCUAGGUAUUAUGUUGGUUGCAUUGUUGUUUUGACACAUGGAAACCAAUGUUUACAUGUUACUUUAAAGCAAAAAAGUCUUUUUUUUUCUGUGAUAUAGGCCCUUUAAAACAAGCACACGCGGUUUCCCAACCCAGAAAAAGGCAGUAUUGAGCAGAACAGUAAAAAAAAAAAAAACUCAUUGGCCAGAAAAGCCUUCACUCCACAUCCUCAAUACGUUUUUGCCAUUGACUUUGACCUACAGAUGUUUGUUAGUGCCACCUUGUGGAUAUAAACUUCAUACAAACACAACCAAAAAUACUCACACAUCCAUAUUUUUGAUUACUGAAAGAUUAUGAGCGCACAAAGACAAAUACACUUUAUCUAUAUCCCUGAUAAUUUGGGUUUGUAAGGAUGGAGCUUUUAUGCGACAGUGGAAUGUUCUCAGCCAAUCAGGGAAAAGCUUGAGAGCUUUGAAUGUAGAGAGACACCUUGAGUGAGAGAGAUUAUCAAGUUUAAUGUUUCUAAGAAUUCAUUUAUCAUUUGUUUUACUUGUAUUAUUUUAAACAUGCACUACGUGGCCGAAUAUAUGUGGACACCUGCUCAUCACACCUGUAUGGGCUAGCAGGACAUCCUAUUUCAAAACCAUGGGCUUUAAUAUGGAGUCCCCCUUUCUUGUUGGAGAGCUAUCCAAAAGAUUUUGGCAUUGAUGUUAGACAACAAGGCCUGACACGCAGUUGAUGUUCCAGUUACUUCCAAAGGUGUUGACUGGAGUUCUCCUCACAAAACUCAUCAAACCAUGUCUUUAUGGACUUUGUGGACUCUAGUCAUGCUAGAACAGAAAUGGCUCUUUCCCAAACUGUUGCCACCAAGAUAGAACCAUAUACCUGUAUAAAAUAUCCUGGUAUGAUGUGGCUUUAACGUUACUCUUCUCUGGAACUAUGGGCCCAAACCCUAAAAACAGCCCCAAAUCAUUAUCCCUCCUCCACCAAACUUUACUGUUAGCACUAUGCAUUCUGGUAGGUAGCGUACUCUGGUUUCACAGUAAUAGCACUUAUAGUUAACCAGGGCAGGUCUAGCAAGGCAUCAAUUUCACUGAUUUGUGGUAAAGGUUGCAUCCUAUGACAGUGCCACGUUUAAAGUCGCUGAGCUCUACAGUAUGACCCAUUGUACUGCCAUUGUUUGUCUCUAUGGAGAUUGCAUGGCUGUGGUUGAUUUUAUACACCUGUUAGCAAUGGGUGUGGAAUGCCAAUCAUUUUCAAAAAUUAAGAGCUCAAUAGUGGAGUGUCCACAUACUUUUGGCCUCAUAGUGUAUAAGGGAAAAGGGAAGCCCUCUGUUGCAUGUAUUAGUAUGCAUGGUGUAAUUUUUGUUCGGAAUUACAGUGUCAGUUUGAGCGUUUUUAUAUGGAAUUAUAUCGUUAGUUUGUGUGUUUUUGUGAAAGAGCGGAGUGUUUUUCUUCAUUUUGCCAGUAGGCCAUUUCAAGGGAACUGCCUUUUGGCCACCUGUUUCUGUACUGGUUUUAACAAGCCCUCGUCCACUUGCCCUUGUGAUUUCCCCAGUGCCAUCCCCAUGUGUGCCGUUCCAUUGCUUUAUUAGCUUAAGUGAAGGGUGUAAGAUGAGCCUUGGGAGGGUGGGGGAGUGAACUCAAGUAUAGAAUUCAGCAGCACAACUUGCCAUGAAAUCACUGUGAUCUGAUGCCUUUUUAAAGCCCAAAAAACAGCAGACAAAGUAGAUGACACGGGGCAUAUGUAUUACUGUACUCUGCUAGGCCGCUUGUAAGCAAGCUGAAGACUACACCGCUCGCAACAACAAAAAGACUAUAUGGCUCACUGAAGGUAACCUAGCUGAGGGUGAGUGUGUUUCAGCUGAACAGUCCAUUUCUCUCUGCCUGCUCCUCCCCUUCUGCUGUGAGUGGCCACUUGUUUAACGUAGUUGUAACAUUGCCUUCAAGUGGUGAGUCAAAGUUGGCGAGGUUGAGAAUAGUAUUGUAUCGGGUAUAGCUCUUGUGUUUAAGAUGCCUGGUUUAAUUUAGACCAGUGUUCCUCCAGCCUGGUCCCUGAGGCCUACUGUCCUGCAUAUAUCUGUGCUUUUCCUGCUUUAACACACCCACUUUAACUCAAUAACGGGGUCUUAAUGAGCUGAUGAAUUUGAUCAUGUGUGUUGGGAGCAGGGAAAACACUAAAAAGUGCCAGGACCAGGACUGACUAAACACUGGUUUAAACUACCGGGUUUUGGCUGAGUAGGCUAUUGUUGUUAAUGGGAGUAAGAUAACAAAUACAUGUGAGUAGCAAAUUGACAUGCUAACUGGUCGCAAUAACUUGCUCUCUUUGAUAGCCCUAUUUAGCUUCUUUGAAUGAUUCCUCUUAUCAGGAAUGAUGUACCAUAUUUUUUACAUUAAUUAAUGCAAUUAGGCUUAUAUAACCACCACACUGUGUCCAUGUGCAUGUGCCAUGCCGGUUUUCCAAAAGAUGCUUGAACCUUAUGUGCCUUUAUGAAACGUGAAAUGCAUAAAUAGUUGCAUUUAGUAAGAAAUUGGCCAAAAGAAGAUGAUGUUGCUGAAAACUGAAACCCUGUGUGCAUUUGUAGCUGUGGGUGGAUAUUUGUCUUCUGUUAUUUCUGUCCGUGAAUGUGAACUUCAAACACUACUGUUUGUUAGACGCACACUAUUUUGCUUAUUUUCAAAUAAACAGACUUUUCUACCAUGA